AGCGGGAUCGUCAGUGCCCGCAGGAAUCAGGACGCGCCCGCGUCCGUGCCUACCUGAGCGUAAAGCAGUGUCGCAGCGACGGCCGGCGAAACAUCGAGUACGACGUGUGUGCGGGCGCCCCCGGCCGCCCAUCUUCAAAAAACAUGCUCGUACCCGCCGACAUGUUAGCGGCGCAGUCCAAGAUGCUCUACCAGAUUAAUAAAUACUACGGCGAGCGUGUGCAGACGCGCAUGGGCACGAUCGCGAAGACCAUCCGCGAGGUGUGCAAGGUGGUGCAAGAUGUGCUCAAGGAGGUUGAAGUGCAAGAACCGCGCUUCAUCUCAUCGCUCACCGAAUGCAACGGCCGUUACGAGGGAUUGGAAGUGAUCUCACCCGGCGAAUUUGAGGUGGUGUUGUAUCUCAAUCAAAUGGGCGUUUUUAAUUUCGUAGAUGACGGCACGCUGCCCGGUUGUGCCGUGUUGAAAUUGAGCGACGGUCGGAAGCGUUCCAUGUCGUUGUGGGUGGAGUUCAUCACCGCUUCGGGGUAUCUUUCGGCGCGUAAGAUCCGCUCGAGGUUUCAAACGCUAGUGGCGCAAGCUUGUGAUAAAUGUUCCUAUCGUGAUUCGGUGAAGAUGAUCGCCGACACCACCGAAGUAAAGCUAAGAAUCCGCGAACGCUUCGUUGUGCAAAUUACACCGGCGUUCAAAUGUUCCGGAGUAUGGCCCAGAUCGGCAGCGCACUGGCCCAUACCGCAUAUUCCAUGGCCGCACCCAAAUCAUGUCGCUGAAGUAAAAACCGAAGGGUUUGAUCUGCUCUCCAAGGAAAGUAUUGCAAUGCAAGGAAAACAAUCAGCAAUGGAAGGAGAUGCCUGGGUGUUAUCCUUCUUAGAAGCGGAAAACCGUCUUUUACAAGGUGGGUGCCGAAGGAGAUGUCUCAGUAUCCUCAAAACGCUUCGAGAUAGACACCUGGACCUGCCCGGGAAUCCAGUGACAAGUUAUCACAUGAAAACCCUACUACUCUACGAGUGUGAAAAACAUCCCAGGGAAGCCGAAUGGGACGAGUCCUGUAUUGGGGACCGCAUCAACGGAAUCUACCUGCAGCUCAUCUCAUGUCUACAGUGCCGACGGUGUCCGCACUAUUUCUUGCCAAACUUGGAUUUGUUCAAGGGAAAAUCUCCGAGUGCGUUGGAGAAUGCCGCGAAGCAAGUGUGGCGCCUAACUCGUGAAAUGCUCACCAACACAAGGUGCUUGGAAAAAUUGUAAUAUCGCAAAGCCAAUGCUACAUUCAGACGCCAUUCCUAUUAUAUCAUAUACCUAAGUAUCUAGAUACUUUGUAGGUUUGUUGUGUUUUCAACUUUGUAUUAUGACUCAUCUCUUGCAAGUGCCAUAAUAUCACGUGGUGAUUAUUUUGCUGACUGAAUCGAUGCUUUAAUUAUUAAGUAAUUAUUUAUUUCACAUGUUUUAUUAUCUUUGUAAAUAUUUUUGUAUGAUUGUUUUAUUUACCUAUAUAUUUAUGUGCAAUUAAUUAAAUUACUUCGAGUUGUUGAGUGUGUGCGUAAUAAAAACGAGUAUAUGAUCUAAAA
This is a messenger RNA of Dalotia coriaria, 1561 nucleotides long. RefSeq names its product protein mab-21-like. The record is from RefSeq and is a predicted model, not a curated record. Bases 144 to 1241 code for a protein of 365 amino acids. The transcript has a single exon. Lineage: Eukaryota; Metazoa; Arthropoda; Insecta; Coleoptera; Staphylinidae.